CGGUGACAUGUUUCUUAAAACUUCAUUAGUCACGAACUUCGAUGCGCUGGCUAUUAACGUUUAGAAACUACCAAUAUACUAUUGAAGAAACUUCUACCAAUCGUAAUAGGACAGACUAGUUCUAUGUGCGAAGGAGAUCGACUAAAGUAUUGAGGUGUCUAUGGUUUGGAGUUUGCCCAGAUUCGCCAUCGUCAGUGUUGACAUUUUGGGCGGCUAGAGAGAGACCCAAUCCUUAAGCAAGCACACGUUAAAUACCUACUAAAAUUAACUCAAACUUUCACGACACUUUCAGCAAGAAGUUCAGAGAAUUUAUCUCGACCAACAAUUUGAGACAUGGUGUUUUACAAGUAAAAUAUUCAUCUUUUAGGAUCUCGUUAUAGUGUUUUGUGCAAUUUGGAUUUUUGUUUUUCGAUUUCAGCGUUCAAGAACAUUUCAAUAUGUCUCAAUUCGUUUCUUGUUUAAUUAUUUUUGUUUUCUAUCAGCAAUGUAUGGUGGGUUUAGCAGAUUUUAUAGUGUCUAUAGACACAACGAAUUUCAGACGAUCCCGUUUAAAUCUGAAUCAAACUGUAGCUUGUGAAUCUGGCAGAUGUUCGGGACUUCUGUAUAUAUGUGUUGAUGCUAAAGAAACAGACGAUGCACCAAAGACAAAGGAAGUGUGUUCAUAUGGAUCUAAAUAUUUGUCAACAGAAGGAAGGUUACAAGAUACACCUACUGGCGGGGGUAUUAUUGCUAUACGUGGUAGAUUUAGACCCAUAUCUAUCAAAAUAGAAGUAUUACACCAAGAUACCAGCGAAGAUCCAAUACAGUUGUUAAGUUAUAUUAUAGAAUUUGAUGAAGAAAUGAGUAACUAUCAGCACUGGUAUCCAGUUAAUAUUCACGAUACUAAAAUACAGUCUGAAGUUUCUUUUGAAAGCAGCCUAGCCCCCGUUUAUAUGAAGAUUGAUUGCAGUGGACGUUAUUAUGGCCCUGAUUGUUCCAAAUAUUGUUCUACUUUUGGUGACAGAAGAAAACACAUCCAUUGUGAUAAAAAUGGAAAGAUUGCCUGUAAUUCCGGAUGGACUGGAAGAUAUUGUGAUAUAGCCAUCCCAUUUAUGUAUAAUGAAGUUGACAAUGGCAAUAGUUCAAGUGUAUUUGGAGGUUGGAGAGAAGAAGAAGAAGCACAUCACAGACGAAAACGUGCAGAAUCUGACAAUCCUUGCAGAGAUGCUCCGUGUAAAAAUGGUGCCACGUGUACGUGGAUAAAGGAUAGUGAAUUUACCUGUGAUUGUAAUCCUUAUUAUACAGGUGAAACCUGUGACAGAGGUAUUGAUGAUUGCGCCAGUUUUCCCUGUCAGAAUGGAAUUUGUAUUGAUGAUAUUGGUUCUUUUACAUGUGCCUGUAAUUUAGGUUUCACAGGACCAUUGUGCGAUGUCGAUAUUGAAGAAUGUGCCAGUUCGCCGUGUCAGAAUAAUGCUACCUGUAAUGAGAAACGAGCUGGAUCUUAUAAAUGUGAUUGUGCAGUGGGUUUUACUGGCAGAAGAUGUGAAGUAAAUAUUGAUGAAUGUACGUUGUUGAGUCCAUGUUGGAAUGGUGGAAUAUGUGCGCAAGGUCCACCAGGAAAUUAUACCUGUACAUGUCCUAAAGGUUUUACAGGAACGGACUGUAGAGAAGAUAUUAACGAGUGUGAUCCAAAUCCGUGUUCAAACGGUGGUACGUGUCUGGAGGGAGUACCGGGGGAGUUUAUUUGUCGAUGCCCCGUGGGAUUACAAGGAUCGGUUUGUGAAUUAGACAUUGAUGAAUGUUUUCCCAACCCUUGCGAAAACGGUGGAGUCUGUUCUGAGAGUGGUAGAGGAUUGUAUAAAUGUGACUGUCCAGAGGGAUAUGAAGGACUUACUUGUAAUAACCAAGUAAACGAAUGCAAGUCAGCUCCCUGUAUGAACGGCGGUACCUGUAAAAACACGGCACCAGGAAGGUUUGAGUGUAAUUGUGCUCGUGGUUUUAGAGGUCAGCGAUGUGAUGAAGAUAUUGAUGAAUGUGCUGAAAAUCAACCAUGUCGGAAUGGCGCCACUUGUAAGGAAGGCCAACCAGGUGAAUUUACGUGUAGUUGUGCAGUAGGAUUUACUGGUACUACCUGUGAUGCUGAUAUUGACGAAUGUGCUACUAACCCAUGUAGUAAUGGCGGCUCAUGUACUGAAGGUAACAGGCCUGGUGAGUUUGUCUGCAGGUGUGUGGCAGGCUUUGAUGGAGCAACUUGUGAUGGUGAAACUGAUUUUUGUGGUAGACGACCUUGUAGGAAUGGUGGCCAAUGCAUACAAAAUCAACCAGGAACCUAUAACUGUAUCUGUCCACAAGGUUUUACAGGAAAAAACUGUGAGGAUGAUGUCGAUGAAUGUAUGUCAUUACCAUGCAGAAACGGUGGAACAUGUAAACAACCACGACCAGGUAUAUUUCAGUGUGAGUGUGCUGUGGGAUAUAAUGGUACUCAAUGUGAUGAAGACAUAAAUGAAUGUGCUAGUCAACCAUGUCAACAAGGUUCAACAUGUUCACAAGAUAUACCAGGAUCGUUUAAAUGUACAUGUAGACCAGGUUAUACUGGUGUAGUAUGUGAAGCUGAUAUUGUAGAAUGUAUGUCACAACCAUGUCAAAAUGGAGGUACCUGUAGAGAACCACGACCUGGGAUGUUCCAAUGUCAAUGUCCUACAAACUUUAGAGGGCGGGUUUGUGAGUCCGAGAUCGAUGCUUGUUCAUCUCAACCAUGUCGUAAUGGUGGUACAUGUGACUCAUUAGCAGGCGGUAAUUACAUGUGUACCUGUCCUAGAGGUACAACAGGAUCAAGAUGUGAAGAAAAUAUAAAUGAAUGUAACUCCUCACCGUGUGAAAAUGGUGGAACUUGUUCUCAACCAGGACUGGGUGAAUUCCUCUGUAGUUGUGCUGAUGGUUUCACUGGUGAACGAUGUGAGACAGAUAUAGAUGAGUGUGAAGUAUUUAAACCAUGUUAUAAUAAUGGUACAUGUAAUGAGGGCAAUGAACCUAAUACCUAUAUAUGUACAUGUACAGGUGGUUUUACUGGUCCUAUUUGUGCUACAGAUGUAAAUGAAUGUGUACCAAAUCCUUGUUUAAACCAAGGUAAAUGUAAAGAAGGGGUUCCUGGUGUGUUUAACUGCACAUGCGCUGAUGGUUACCUUGGUGAUAGAUGUCAAGAAGAGAAGCUUUGUCACAAUAAAUGUCAAAAUGGAGGAACAUGCGAGGAGUUAACAGAAAGUGAUUAUAUAUGUUAUUGUGUUCCUGGUUUUACUGGAAGAAAUUGUCAGGUUAAUAUAAAUGAGUGUGCAGUGAAUCCAUGUCAACAAGACGGCAUCUGUGUAGAUGGUAUCAAUAACUACGCAUGUGCAUGCAUGAAAGGUACUGCUGGAGAUUUUUGUCAAACGAAUUUAGAUGAAUGUAAUCCUAACUUGUGUCAAAAUGGAGCAGCGUGUACUGAUUGGACAGAUGACUUUUACUGCACUUGUCCUAAUAACUGGGCUGGUAAAACAUGUGAUAUAUCAGCUCCAGGGACUAUUUACAUACCAUGUAGUAGAAAUCAAUGCCUAAAUGCUGGAAUGUGUUGGCAGAAUCGCGAUGGUACAUUCAAAUGCGAUUGCCCUAAAGGUUUUUCUGGGGCUAGAUGUGAGAUCAAUUUAAAUGAUUGUGCUUCUAGACCAUGUAAAUCGGGUGCAUCAUGUACUGACUGGAUAGAUGACUUUUACUGUCAUUGUCCAGCAUGGACGUACGGCAAAUAUUGUGAUAAUAUCACAACUAUACCAGUAACCAGUGCAGCACCUGUCUAUGCGUCUGCCAGAUAUGGAAUUAAUCCUUUAACAUUGGCCAUUUUACUUGGAAUUAUAUUUGGAAUCGUUUUCAUCUUAUUUUUGGCAGGAAUUGUCUGGUUCUGUAUGGGUCAGCGUGGACCUAAAGAUUUCUGUUUUGCCCUACCUUCAUCUAUGUAUAAACAACUAUAUGAUUGGCAUGAAAGUACAUUUAGUUCUGAAAGAUAUUAAUAGUUAUACAAUAUUAUUUUGUUUAAUUUUCAAAUUUGAUCUAAUGUCAUAAUACAACAUCAGAAGAAUUAAUUAUUUUUCUAAAUGUUAAAUAAAGUUAAGUCUAAUUGGAAUCCAUAUUUAAUGUUCUAAACACCAUAUUGCUAUAUAUUUGACAUUAACAUCGUUUACAUCAUGGUCUAUUUUAUUUGUUUUACAUUUUCGACAUCAUCAUAUAAAUAUUAUGGUGUCAAUGCCUUACUCACUGAGCUACCGUGGCUCCUUAGGGUGUUGGUUAUAGCAUCACGUCGUGUAGACUAAAGUCUGUAUACAAUAAUACAUCGCUUCAAUUCCAAAACUGAUAAAUGGAAUUUUAAGCGCAGAGUUUACGAUUAGGCGCAUACUACUGCGUCGCAAAAAUUGACAUUUAUCACAAAUAGAGUUGCUUGUCCCAAUAGUUUAUUUAAGCUGCGUCCUCAUUAUAAGAAAUCCAAUAUAGAUAUCCAAUACAUGUAUAUAUAGUUGUUGCACAUUUUUUCUCCUGUAAAACUGUGCUGCAGUUGAGUAACUGGCAAAAUGCCCGUUUAAAGUAAAAGUCCCGGAUUUCUAAGGUGGCCUUUUAGAGCCAUACGUUGAUUUAUACCAUUUACUUGUAAUGUACCUCGUAUGAGAAAUCGCAGUGGAAACUAUUAUAAAUAAAAAAAAACAUGAAAAAUCUUUUCUCUGCAGUGUAAAACUUUUCUCCGCGGUGUAUACAGUUUCUCCGAGGUAUAAAGUUUUCUCUGCGGUGUAAACCUUUUCCCCGCUGUAUAAUCUUUUCUCCACGGUGUAAACCUUUUCUCCGUGGUAUAAAGUUUUCUCCGCGGUAUAAAGUUUUUCUCCGCGGUGGAAACCAUUUCUCCGCGGUGGAAACCAUUUCUCCGCGGUGUAUACCUUUCCUCUACGGUGUAAACCUUUUCUCCACGGUAUAAAGUUUUCUCCGUGGCAUAAACCUUUUCUCCGCGGUGUAAAUCUUUUCUCCGAGGUGUAAACCUUUCCACCGCGGAGAAAAGGUUUACACCUCCGAGAAAAGGUUUAUUACGCGAAGAAAACGUUACAUCGCGGAAAAAAGGUUUACACCGCGAAGAAAAUUUACACCGCGCGGAAAAAGGGUUUACACCGCGGAGAAAACGUUUACACCGCGGUGAAAACUUAAACCGCGGAGAAAACUUUAUACCACGGAGAAAAGGUUUACACCGCGGAGAAAACUUUAUACUGCGAUUUCUGGUAUGAGGUAAAUUACAUGAAAGAGGUAUAAAUCAGGAUUAAAUAUGUAAAUCAGAAGCCAAAAUUGUAAAAUAUAUUGCGUAUUUGUAUUGUCUCAGAUCCAGGUCAAACUGCGCGACUUUAAAGACACAAACAUGGCAUGGUGUUGAGGAAACUUAUCACCAACUGGUAUUUAGAACCUCAGCCAGUUGCAUAAAACUAUGAUAAUAGUUUCUAUAAGCCCCCCCACCCCCACCCCCACCCCAACACACACAAAUAAAAUAAACGUAUUAUUCUCUAAAGUAUAUCUGGGACAGCUACUUUCAUGUUCAUCGAAAAAAAACCUUUCAGGUUGAGUUUGACAUAUUGAAGACGACGAACAAUUUAAACUAAACAAAUAAAGUCGUUUUGUAAUCCCCAGUGAGUCACGUCACGAAAUACGACGAAAUAAACAAAGUUAAAUGUUUGCCUGAGUUUUCAUUUUAACUCUCCCAAUAACUGUCUAAAUUUGUACAUAUUGUAAAUAAAUAUAGCUGUUAUGUAAAUUAUUAUAAUCUAUUUUUUUCUUAUAUUUAUACACUAUAAACAUUUAUCUGGUAUCUAUAGAAAAUACAAAAAGAAGAACUUUUCAUAGGCAUUUUAGAGGGAUUCAAAUAAACUUCUUACAUGAUCUUGGCUGGUACCCUAGACAAGAUUAUGUAAGAAAUUUUAAUUCCGUUAAGUGUCCGUGGAAUGUUUCUAAUGAACGAUAACAAAACUAAUGUUCGACCUCACGUGAUUCACACCAUGUAUAUAAUGAUCGUGGGUACGAUUGUCAAUAUCGUCAAAUCUUUCAAAAUUAAACUAGAUGUUCCUAGUUAAAUCCUCGCCACAACAGAGAUUUAGAACCUCAUAAACAUAGAAAAGUUGUUGUAUAUCUCUUAGAGAAUACGGUGUAUAUCUUGAAUUAUAUAUAAAAUAUCCAAUUGUCGCCGUAUUUGUUUAUUAAUAUCAGACAAAUGCCAUAUUUAAUCAAUGCUGUAAUCAAAUUGUUGAACCUGCAUUUUAAAUACAUGCAUGUUAGCCUUGACUUAGGGUAUCUUACCGAAUACGUACAAUAUAAAGCAAUAAUGGCGUAAAGGCUAUACUUAAUAGCAGUGUGCUAGUCUAGCACUAGUAGUGAUCAAUUGUUGUAUAUUUACUUGAUGAGAAUGAAGAAGUUGGAAGUAAAGAAUAUCAGUGUUUAUAGUUUUAAUAUUUUAAUGCUAUAUUAUUAUGUAAUGUAAUGUAAUGUAAUGUAAUUAUCGAAUUUUGAAAUAAACCUCACAUACACGAUA
Patella vulgata (common limpet) is the source of this 6556-nucleotide messenger RNA. RefSeq names its product fibropellin-1. Gene Ontology annotation, molecular function: calcium ion binding; Notch binding. The coding region runs from base 438 to 4016 and encodes 1192 amino acids. Gene Ontology annotation, biological process: Notch signaling pathway; cell communication. Lineage: Eukaryota; Metazoa; Mollusca; Gastropoda; Patellidae. The transcript has 22 exons. The record is from RefSeq and is a predicted model, not a curated record. Gene Ontology annotation, cellular component: membrane.